AUGGCCGCUCAGAAACCUACCUACCGCAUCGCGUCCAUUCCGGGCGACGGGAUAGGUAUCGAAGUCGUCGACGCUGCCAUCCAGGUGGUAGAAAAGCUCGCCAAGACUCUUGGAACAUUCGAUAUCGAUUUCACACACAUUCCAUGGGGAACUGCAUACUACAAGGAACACGGCCGAUAUGUGUCAGAGGAUUGUUUAGACACGCUGCGCAAGUUCGACGCCGGGCUGUUUGGUGCCGUCGGUGCCCCAGAUGUUCCGGACCACAUCUCCCUUUGGGGCCUCUUACUAGCACUUCGUGGGCCGCUGCAGCUAUAUGCUAAUGUCCGCCCCGUCCGCACAUUCCCGGGCAGCAAAUGCCCGCUCAACACCGCGACAGAGGGCAUUGACUGGAUGCUUGUGCGCGAAAACUCCGAAGGAGAGUACUCCGGUCAGGGCGGACGCAGUCAUGUCGGUCAACCGUGGGAAGCGGCGACGGAGGUGGCCAUGUUUACCCGUGUCGGAAUCGAGAGGAUUAUGCGCUUUGCCUUUGAAGUCGCUCAAUCCAGGCCCCGCAAGCUACUGACUGUGGUGACGAAGAGUAACUCCAUGCGGAAUGGUAUGGUGCUCUGGGACCAGGUUGCGGCGGAAGUCGCUAAGGAUUUCCCCGACGUGACGUGGGACAAGAUGCUGGUGGAUGCAAUGACGGUCCGCAUGGUGGCGAAGCCCCAAUCUAUCGACACCAUCGUGGGAACGAAUCUACACAUGGACAUUCUGUCCGACUUGGCGGCGGCGUUGGCUGGAUCUAUCGGUGUGGCUCCUUCCAGUAACCUGGAUCCAACCCGGAAGAAUCCCUCUAUCUUUGAGCCCGUACACGGGAGUGCGUUCGAUAUCACUGGAAAGGGUGUGGCCAACCCCGUGGCCACUUUCUGGUCCGCGGCGGAGAUGCUGUCCUGGUUGGGUGAAAAGGAGGCGGCGAAGAAGCUCAUGAAUUGCGUGGAAAGGGUAUGCGCUGCUGGUAUUCUCACGCCGGAUCUUGGAGGCACGUCGAAUACGCAAGGAGUGGUAGAUGCUGUGAAGAAAGAGAUUGAGCGCUUGGGAUAG
Aspergillus bombycis is the source of this 1080-nucleotide messenger RNA. Its product is annotated as tartrate dehydrogenase. NCBI's taxonomy places the organism in Eukaryota, Fungi, Ascomycota, Eurotiomycetes, Eurotiales, Aspergillaceae. Gene Ontology annotation, molecular function: NAD binding; oxidoreductase activity, acting on the CH-OH group of donors, NAD or NADP as acceptor. The coding region runs from base 1 to 1080 and encodes 359 amino acids. The transcript is spliced from 2 exons. The record is from RefSeq and is a predicted model, not a curated record.